Messenger RNA from Seminavis robusta, 1659 nucleotides. NCBI's taxonomy places the organism in Eukaryota, Bacillariophyta, Bacillariophyceae, Naviculales, Naviculaceae. The record is from the annotation of a GenBank genome assembly.
AUGGCCACCUUCGCCUUCCCUAUGGUUGACGCGCAGGAAAAUGGUUUGUUCAAGCGCCACGCCCUCGUUGACUUCGAGAGGCAGCAUCAUAUGAAGAAGGGGGCUCACACCUUCCAGCAAGUCCCCAAAGGCGCCAAGUCCGUCGACAUUGACGGCAAGGUCGUCUCCCUGGAAGACAAGGAUCUCAUUCCCAUCAACAUCUUUUCCGAGAACGCCAAGUUCGUCGUGGACGGAGUGGAGCGCGUCAUUCUCUUGACGGACUACGAGAGUAAGGAUGACCCUGAUGUGAUUGUCACCAUGGACGCCAAUGGUGGGCUCGUUGCGGCCAACAAGAUGUCCAAAGACCGGGUUGUGGAGGUGGCUCCUAUUCCAGGAUCAGAUUUCUUUGUGACGGUAGCCCCCGAGGACUUGGACGAAGAUGCGAUGAAAGAUAUGGAGGACGGCCAGGAUGAAAUCUAUGAUGUCGCUGAAGGAAUGAUAGGCUCACCAACGGAGAACACCGGUGGUCGCAAGCUUCGUGGUGGAACGCCAAACCCCAAGUAUCGCUCUCUCCAAGAGGGAUGUCCCUUCACUGACUACAUCCAGAUUCACAUCGUGCUCGACUCUUACUUUGUGGCCGGGGCCGGAGAGGGGUCUGUCGAGUUGGCGAAGGAGAAGACGACCAAUGCUAUUGCAAGUGUAAACACAUUGUACAUGGCGCCAUUGUGCGUGCAGUACCAAAUCAGCAUGAUCACGGUCUGGGCGAAUCCCUCUACUGAUCCCAUGCGAAAUCUUAUGGCCUCCGCUCCUGACAUGUGCCGGGGAAGCUACUACGGAGAAAUCUUGUACACCUUCGCUGAUGAGAUUCAAAAAAUUGGGAAGCAAGGCGAUUUGGCACAGUUCAUCAGUGGUCGAGAUGAUCUAGGAGGUUGUGUUGGGCAGGCCUUUACCAGUAAGGUUGGUCGAAACAAUUACAUCGGCGGCGCCUACGGACUUAGCGUUCAAAACUGGGCCGGCACCCCCAGCCCUCAUUUGUUCGCACACGAAACAGGCCACAACCUGGGAGCCCAGCACCCAAUGUUUCCUGAUCGCAACGAUCCUUAUGGCUUCGGGUCCGCAAACAUCGAUUGGAUGAAGGGCUUUAUCGAAGAAAAGAUCUGUGCCGCUGGAGAAGACGACUACACCUGUGUGUCCAGAGUUGCUGUAAUGGAUGCCACUGACAGUCCCACCAAAAGUCCAACUAGGAGCCCCACCCCAGGUCCUUCCCCAAGCCCCACAACUGCGAAUCCUACAUCAGCCCCAACCGCAAACCCCACCGAGAGCCCCACUACCAGCCCUACCAGCGCGCCCACCGCAAAUCCCACCAAACGCCCCACUCCAGGUCCUUCCCCAAGCCCCACAACUGCGAAUCCUACAGCACCCCAACUGCAAACCCCACCGAGAGCCCUACCAGCGCCCCCACCGCAGACCCAACCAAGCGCCCCACCCCAGGUCCUUCCACAAGCCCCACAACUGCGAAUCCUACAGCAGCCCCAACUGCAAACCCCACCAAGAGCCCGACUGCCAGCCCUACCAGCGCGCCCACUGGCUGUUCCGAGCUUGACAACCGGAGGCGACUCCUUACCGAGCAGGAGAUGCUUAUGGAGCAGGAAUGCAUCGAUUCCAGUGGAGUUGUUUUAG